Drosophila biarmipes is the source of this 1225-nucleotide messenger RNA. Its product is annotated as GTPase Era, mitochondrial. The transcript has 2 exons. Gene Ontology annotation, cellular component: mitochondrial matrix. NCBI's taxonomy places the organism in Eukaryota, Metazoa, Arthropoda, Insecta, Diptera, Drosophilidae. Gene Ontology annotation, molecular function: rRNA binding; ribosomal small subunit binding; GTP binding. The record is from RefSeq and is a predicted model, not a curated record. Gene Ontology annotation, biological process: ribosomal small subunit assembly. Bases 36 to 1157 code for a protein of 373 amino acids.
UGGAACUUACAUUAGUGUAAACAGUUCUCAGCAAAAUGCGGUAUAAUUUGUUUGCCAGUGCCUUAAAGCUGCUAAAUAGCGCAAAGAAACCCAAUUUAUUGGUUGUCAACGUGCGCAGCUUGACCGGCGCCGCCCAGACCAAUGACGCAGUGGCUCCAACCGCACGACCACCGCCAGUGGCGCCCGGGAAUCCCGCGGAGGAGCAGCGAUCGCUGCACAUCGCCGUAAUCGGAGUGCCCAAUGUGGGCAAGAGCACGUUCAUCAACAACACGGUCAACCACCGAGUGUGUCCCACCUCGGCCAAGGUGCACACCACCCGCCAGUCGAACACGGCCAUCUGCACCACCGGCCAGACGCAGCUGGUCUUCUACGACACUCCGGGUUUGGUGACCCAGCACGAGAUCCGGCGGCACCACCUGGAGCAGAGCUUCAAGAGCGCCUAUCGCCAUGCCAUCCAGCAUGCGGACAUCAUCGCAGUGGUGCACGAUGCCUCGAAUGGCUAUACCAGGAAGGAACUGCAUCCAACUGUUCUGGACACGCUCAAGGCCUAUAGCAACCUGCCCAGCUUCCUGGUGCUCAACAAGAUAGACGCCCUCAAGUCGAAGCGCCUGCUGCUGGAUCUGAUCAAGACCCUCACCAACGACACACUGACUCCGGGCAAGCGAGGAGCUGCAGCAGCGGAUCCCCAGCCCAAGGAGCUUAGGAUCAACAAAAAGGAGUCCAGCUGGAGCCACUUCAGCGACGUGUUCCUCGUGUCUGCCCUGACGGGAAAUGGCCUGCCCGAACUUCAGAGCUACCUGGUUGGCCAAGCCAAGCCAAGGUCUUGGAAAUACCCAGCCGACAUUCGUACGGACACAAGCCCGGAAGCUCAGAUUGUGGAGAGUGUGCGUGCCCGCCUGCUGGACUACUUGCCGCAGGAGAUCCCCUACAACCUCAAGUGCGAGCUGGAGUACUACAGUGUGGAGAAACAUGUGAUCUACACCUCCGUGCAGGUUCAGUGUCCCACCCCGCGAAUCGAACGUCUAAUCUGCGGCGAAGGCAAUGGAAAGCUAAGGCAGAUCACGGAGAGGGUUACCUCGGACCUCGUGGAGAUGUUCGGCCAGGCGGUGUCCCUCACCAUAUCCACGGUUUCCAAGGGCAAGAAGAGUGCCUCAUAAACAGUAGUUGAUUACUUGUACUUUAUUUGUAACGUUGCAUAAACCUAAGAGUUCACAAAAGCUUCAAA